Molecule: messenger RNA, 3448 nt
Organism: Xiphophorus hellerii (green swordtail)
Lineage: Eukaryota; Metazoa; Chordata; Actinopteri; Cyprinodontiformes; Poeciliidae
Gene: ajuba
Product: ajuba LIM protein
Exons: 8
Coding region: 1003-2976 (657 amino acids)
Biological process (GO): response to hypoxia; regulation of DNA-templated transcription; cytoskeleton organization
Cellular component (GO): nucleus; adherens junction; transcription regulator complex
Molecular function (GO): transcription corepressor activity
Source: RefSeq, a predicted model, not a curated record
GGGGAGGUAAGUUAUUAUUUGAGGGGAAAGAAAGAGACAAAGUUGUUGGACUACGCGGUGCUCACGGGGAGGGAUUUUAUUUAUCUGGACCGACUCGUUUUAGCUCAGCACCGGUCUGCUGCGAGGCUGGGAGUAACGGAGCGCCGGUUCAAAUCGUUCCUGUUUCUCUGCCCAAACUUCUCUGCUACUAUCACCGAGUCCCGAACUGGAUCCCUUUUCUUCUUCUUCUCUCCCUUUGAAUCGGGAAUGAUUAAACCAGCCGAAUCGGAGCCGAGCCGAGCGGAUGGACGGACGUACGGACGGAGUCCAGCCAGCGUCCCGUGUGUAUCUUUUCUGUUCCCCUCUCUUUAAAGCCAGUGUAAUGUUACUGUGAGCACAUGAGAUGAACGGCAGACGUCGGCCGAGUCGACUAUCUGAGCACAAACGGGUUUAUUUUCUCGUCUACACUGGACCCACAUGAAGAGGCGACGGUCCGCAUCCUGCUGAACCUCCCCGCUUUGUGUUUUCAAAGAGAAGAGAAAGAAGGUGGACACUGAGAAGACUUUGCUGGAGUGGAUUUCAGAGAGUCGGAAGUCUUACAGAUGUGGAGGGUCGACAAAGGAAGCCCUCCAUAGGUCACAACGAAGUGUCCAUGUUUGUCUUAUUUCCUGGCUGGACUGGCUUGAAUUCUUUGUGUUUCAUGUCCACGGAGCCUACCUGUGUCUGUGGGUUUUCCACACGUGGACUUAAAUCAUGUUAAACUCUUGAAAUGUCUUAAGAAAUUAUUAUUUUUUUUAUUUAUCAGCUUUAUAUUUAUUUCGUGUAUAGAAGUUGUCCUUGUGAUUUCAAGAAUAUUUUUUUUUUUUUUUUUUUUAAACCCAUCUUUUUAGAGUUUGAUUCAAAUCAUUUCAAGUGUAGCCCUAUUAGGGCAUCUUUUGUUCUGCUGUACAUCUCCCUCACACUGUAUCUGAGUUAUUGCUCUGUAGCAUAAAGGAAGACACUGUAACUCUGGAGGCUCCCAUCAUGGACCGGCCUAUAAGCAAGCUGCUGGGGAAGCUGAAGCUCACCGACGCGGGCAGCGUGAAGUUCAACAGCUCCAAGAAGAAACACGACUCCGCCAACAACAACAGCAACACCAACAUCUCUGGAGCGUCUGCUCCCAGCUCCGCGGCCGCCUCGCCCUCCAGGCCCGGCCAGUUCUCCACCACCAGCGACGCGGGAGCCCCGGCGACACCGUCUUCCUCCACGCUGGGCGCCGAUGGGGAGCAGCCGCUGCAUCCCUCCACCUUGGCACAACUGAGGCGGCCCUCCUCCCAGCAGCGAGCCUCCUGCUACCUGACGGACAGAGUGGAGGCCCACCUGGGCCUGAGCCCUGAUGCUGACCCCGUGGGGGCGCUGGGCUCCAAGGCCUCUCUCAACCAGCGGCGCUACUCGCUGGAGCUCCAGCAGCUGGUCAGGCGGCAGCAGCUCCUGUCCCAGCCGCCGCCCCACUCCGUCCCGCUGCUGUACCCUGCUGCUCCGGGAUAUGGGUCCGCUCCCAGAGGGGGGUCGGCCGAGCAGGGCUACAACUCUGAACCUGAGAGGCACAAGCGCUUCUCCCUGCAAGAGGCCCUGCUGUACAAGCGCCUCAGCACCGGGGGUGAAGUGUGGGACAACCCCAGACCCGCUUCCCUGUCCCAUCCGCCCCAUCGCCCCUCUGAUAUACCUGGAGGGGGGAGCGUGGGUUUGUUUUACCCGCCCGGUCCCACCCUGAGCCCGUGUUCGUCGUUCAGCCUGCAGGAGUCGGUGCUGGUCAGCCCCAGGUCCAGCUUCGCCUCCAGCACGGCCAGUGGCGGGGGCGGGGGCAGCCCCAUAGGGAGCCGCUGCAGCAGCAACAGAACCAGCGGCAUCAGCUUGGGCUACGACACCCGCUACUCUGUUUCCGUCCAGCAGCAGCCCAUGCAGGCUGGAGGUUUUGCGGUGGGGUACGGGGCUCCAGGCAGAGCCGGGGUCACCGCCGCAGAGGCCUGGACUCAGUACCUGGAGGGAGGGGGCCGCCCUGGGCCGUACGACAGCCGCCACUCAUACCCACCUGCGGUGGGAAGCCCGGCGGCGGCCUGCUACCAGGGAGGCCCCGAUUGGUGGGAGGACAAGCAGGGGGCGAGAGGGAAAGAGGCGGCCCGGUACUCGGACCUGCCCGGAACCCGCUACCAGGAGGAGCUGACCCGGCUUCUCCUGAGGGAUGCUGCCCGAGAAGGCGGAGGGUUGCUGGAGGGCCUGAGGCUGAAGGAUCAGCCUCUACCCUCACCGGGGACGGCAUCAGCCACCGGGCCGGUCCGACCUCAGGAAGACUCCGGUGCAGCUGGAAGAGAGACGGCGGAGAACCGGCAGGAGUUCUUUGGUACCUGUGUGAAGUGUGGGAAAGGUGUGUACGGGGCGGAUAACGCCUGCCAGGCUCUGGAUCACCUCUAUCACACUCGCUGCUUCACCUGCGUCUCCUGCGGUCGCACCCUGAGAAACAAGGACUUCUACAAUGUCAACGGCUCUGUGUACUGUAAAGAGGAUUACAUGUUUUCGGGAUUCCAGGCGGCUGCUGAGAAGUGUAGCGUGUGUGGUCACCUCAUUCUGGAGCAGAUCCUGCAGGCUGUUGGGAACUCCUACCAUCCCGGCUGUUUCCGCUGCGUGGUGUGCUCCAAGGCUCUGGACGGGGUCCCCUUCACUGUGGACCAGCACAGCAACAUCUACUGCGUGGCAGACUACAACAAGACUUUUGCUCCAAAGUGCGCUGCCUGUUUGCAACCCAUCUUACCGACUGAAGGCAGCGAGGAGAUCCUCAGGGUCGUGUCUAUGAACAAGGACUACCACUUUGAGUGCUACCACUGCGAGGAGUGUGGCAAGCAGCUCUCCGAUAAGCCCGGCUCGCAGUGCUUCCCUCUGGACUCUCAUCUCCUCUGCCACUCCUGUCACAUGAGCAGAGUGUGUGGCACACACAGCGUUCCCCCACACAAGACACACUGAUCACGUCGGGCAGCUGUGGAUUUCCUUUUCUUAAAGAAUCGAUCGACGCGUUCUCAAGUCUUUCUUGUGCAUCUUUUUAAAACGAAACUGCUGACGUCGAGACAUUUCAUUUAGUCACAUUUCAUGUCCUCUGAUUGGUCCGUCACAUGUGCUGCCUGCUGUACUUUUUGUACUAUUACUGUACUAUAGUUUUAAAAAAAAAGGGAACAAACUACUGCUCUUUAACCCCAGUGUUGCUACUGUUUGCUGUAGAAGAACAAAAGGGAUUUUACUGAAUUAUGUUGUGUAUAUACAUUAUGACUAGCAAACUUUUGCACUUAAAUUUUGACUUUACUGUACGUUACAUGAAUCUGUGCAAGCUGAAGAGAAACCAUGUUGUCAUUUCUGUGUGUUAAGUAUUUUUCCAUUUGUGCUCAGAUUGUGUACUUACAGAUAUUGGUCACAAUUUCAAUAAAAGCAAAUGUUAACAGAU